CGGGCGGUCGCCUGCCCACUUAGGGGGGCCGGGAGCGGCAGGGGCACCCCCCCUCCGCCUCGUCUUUCUCUCCUCCCCUCCGCCGCCUCCCUCCCUCCCUCCCUGCCCGCCUGCCUGGGAUGGUGGAGGCAGCCGGGAGCACCCGGCGGGGCGGCCCUGGGCGCGGGGGGCGGCUCGCCCCGGCCCCGGCGCGGGGGGGCGGCCCGCGGGGGGCACCGCCGUCUCGGGGCCCCGCAGCCCCCGCCGCCGCCGCCGCCGCCGCCGGUGAUGGCCAAGGAUGUCCUCGGAGGGGGAAGCCGAGGCGGCUGCUGAGAGCGGGCCGGGCAGCACCCCUGCGCCGGCGGCCGCCGCCGCCGUGCGGGAGGAGCAACGCCCCGUGAAGCAGUCCCUGAGCGCCUGCAUGUGCCGAGAGUCCCACUGGAAAUGCCUCCUCCUCUCCAUCCUCAUGUAUGGCUGCCUGGGUGCAGUGGCCUGGUGUCAGCUGUCCCGAGUCACCAAGCUCAGCUUUGAUAGCUCCUUCAAGGGCAAGUCCAUGAUCUACCACGACAGCCCGUGCUCGGAUGGCUAUGUCUAUAUCCCGCUGGCCUUCCUCUCUAUGCUGUACGUGGUGUACCUGGUGGAGUGCUGGCACUGCCACGUUAAGAGAGAGCUGCAGUACAAGGCGGAUGUGGACAGUGUCUAUGAAUGCAUCAACCGCAUGCAGCAAGCCACUCCGUGCAUCUGGUGGAAGGCCAUCAGCUACCACUUUGUGCGGCGAACCCGGCAGGUGACCCGGUACCGCAACGGUGACGCCUACACCACCACGCAAGUCUACCACGAGAGAGUCAACACCCACGUGGCUGAAGCUGAGUUCGACUACUCUCACUGUGGAUACAAGGACAUCUCCAAGGAACUUCUGGGCCUGGAGAGCUACACAGCCACCAAGCUGAGGUUCACCAAGUGCUUCAGCUUUGCCAAUAUUGAGUCUGAGAACUCUUACCUGACUCAGAGGGCUCACUUCUUCACAGAGAUCGAGGGGCUAGAUGACUACAUGGAGGUGAGGGAAGGCAUGCAGCUCAAAAACGUGGACUUUAAAGAGCUUAUGAUGGCCUACGGGGACCCGGAUCACCUCCCCUGGUAUGUGUCCCACUAUGCUUUCUGGGUGGCAGCUAUCCUGAUGAUCUCGUGGCCGCUCAGGGUACUCAUAGAGUAUCGGACUGCUUAUGUCCACUACCAUGUGGAGAAGCUGCUGGGCCUGGAGUACACGGCGCCUACGGCAGUGGAGGAGCCCUUGUACCGGUACCGCAUGCCCCGAGACGCCACGCAGGACAGCACCGAGCUGGAGUGGCACAUCUGCACCAACCGGCAGCUGAUCCCCAGCUACUCGGAGGCCAUGCUCAUGGACCUGGCCAACUCCCCGGCCUACAACAGCUACGCCGUGUGCCGAUACGGCGAAACAGCCCAUGGCUGCGAACGCUGCAACCGUGCCUCCAGCACCUCCUCCAUCUUCUCACGCCACGCUUUCCACAGCUGCAGCGGCAACUCCCGCCUCUCCCUCAACACCAGCCGCUUCUCCCUCUGCCGCGUCCACGGCUCCCACAGGACAGGCCUCUGGAGGAGCCGCAGCAGCAGCAUCGCAGACCGGGGCUGCCAGGACGAGCAGUGCUGCUCCUACUCCAGCCAGCUGGCUGUCAACGAAAACCCCCCGACCUACCAUGACGCCCGCUUCUUCCCCGUCCUGAUUGUGCACAGGCCGGAGGGGCACGAUGGGCGGCAUUUCUAUGUCAGGCGCUCCUCCUGUCUAGAAACCUCUCUGUGACAGGCCUUUCUCAGCUCCUCUGCCCUGGGACAGGGCUUGCAGAAGUGCCGCCAGCGGGGAGCCUGCAAGCAUUGGUCUCCACAGCAGGUCGGCAGGACAAGCUUCAGCUCUUCCCCUUGCCAUUGCAAGAGGACGCAGUCACUCCGACCAAUGGCUAACUUCAUUUCCAGGAGCUUCUCCCCCUCCUUCGACUGGUCUCCCUAGUCAUUUGUUCCCCCCUUCCUUCUGCUCUUUCGCUCCUCACCCUUUCUCUGCUCCUCCAUUCACUGCCUCUCCUCCCAUCCCACCCUCAGUCUGUUUUUUCAUGUUUCAGUCACAGCAUUUGACUGCUGUUGCCACUGGAGGAUUUAUAAAGCCUGUGCUUUGCAGUGUAUUUGCCCUUUCGGAUGCCCUGCAUGAUAAGAAACUCAGAUAGAGCAAGGCGAAAGGCACGCGGCCAGCCAGAGUCAAGUCAGAAGGAGAAUUCAGAUCUGCAGGCGCUGAGUCACCUCCCGCAAACCUGAAACAAGGCACUUUUUUAUUUAUUUUAUUUUCACCAGUCUUUUUUCCUCUUCUGUCAUUUAUUCUCUCCUUUCUUCAUGUUCUCCUCCUCUCGCUUUACCCUCAUCUUCAUUUUUUUUUCAGUUUUCUUACUUGGGUUGUCCAAUUUUUCUGGGAUUUUGCAGGUGAGGAUGUCUUUCAGGGUGUAAUUACUUUCCAUUGGGCAAAAAUAAGGUUCUCGUGGCACAAAUGCCACUGACUGCUGACACACGCCUCUGAGAAAUGCUGAGGACUUUUUUUCCAGAGUACUGUCACGCACCAAUAAAGCAAAAAGCCCUUUGCUCACCUUGCCCUGCCUGGUCUGCAGCGGAGACACUGCUGCGUUUCCAACUGUAGUUAACCUUGUCCAGCUCCACCCCUGUUAGCAAUCUUUGAGAGCCGUAAUGUAGAUCAGUGCCCUGUUAGUGCCACUGUUUUUAGGACUAUAGGUCUGGUUUGUGGUUGUUUCAUUCCUACCCACUUGCUCAAAGCAGCACAGGCUGGACAAGGGGAGAGAGGCUGGAGAGGGAAGGGGAAAUAUGGUAUUAAUCCUCCCACCGAUAGUCUGGAGUUGUUAGGAAGCUCUUCCACCCGCAGCAUCUAUUGGAGCAGUUGCAGGACUGCUCUACGUUACCCUCAGCUUUCCCUGUGCCCUGUGGAGGGUUUUUGGCCCAUAGCCCACUGCCUCCUUCCCACCUUCCAGGCAGGAUGCGGUGCCACCCCAGCCCCAGGCGGGGAGCACAGCUCAGAGCCAGCCCCACCGGCCACUCCUGCCGGCACUCCAGGCUCUUCCCGUAAGGCUUCCCCCAGAGCAGGUGCAGCACCUUCCAGAAGCUAUCGGAUUAGUCCCAGCAAUGCCAAACCCAGAAGGUGUCUGUUCCUGGCAGAGAGGAUCGCUGCACUCUGUGGGCUGACAGAGACCAGAGACCCAGCCAGAGACCCCCUCAACAGCCAGGGACCGACCCAAGAAGCUCAUGGCCACUCUGAGGACCCACCAGGGACCUCGCACCUGCCAAACCUCCAUCCCCCAAGUGAUGGUCAUAUGCUGAGCAAGCUGUGUACCAUUUUGUCGAGUGUAUGGCAGAGAUGGUUAUCCACCGUGACUCACAGGAGAAUGCAAUACGAUCGCAAUACAGUCACUUUCAAAAACGAAGUGUUGUCAAUCCCUACAGCAAGUAGGUAAGAAACCGAGCCCCCAGAGGGGCUGGAAACAAAUGCUUCCUCCCAAGUCCGUUCUGUGUGUAUCUAUAUGUAAUAUGAGAUUUGUAAAGUCAUAUUAGUAUGUGUAGAUUAUAUAUAACUCUGCAUACUUAUAUGGUGAUUUCUUAUGGCAUUGACUGUUGCACCAUGUUAAAUACAUUUCCUUUUGGUUUGAUGACUCCGUUUUGAUGUGUUUAUUUCAACUCCAGAAAUAGAAAUAUUGGCAAUACCUGGCUAACCUGCUGCGAAUGAUGGCACCAUCAGAAAGGCUGUUUAAAUUCGCAUGAGUCGAUCUUUUUUAAUGUAAAUACUUUAUGUAUGAUUUAUGUGACAUUUUCAUUCUGACAGCUUGGCAUUUAUCGUAAAAGACAGAUAACACAUAUGAUGUGUUAGUUUAUCACCUCUAAAAAAGAAUAACCAUCCCAGACACAUGGAGGAACCAGGUUUGGGCUUGGGGUAGUGAUUAUGGUUGGGCUGGGGCCAAACCAGAUAACAUUGAAAUUUACAGAAAAAUCCAAACUUAGAUCCACCCCACAGUGACCCAGUCCUAGUCCCCCAUCUACACUGUGCCACCUACCACCCCCAGGAAGAGCUGUGAGAGUUUGGGAACUAGGAAAAGAUCAGGCUUGAACUCAAAGCUCAAAAUUAUCGCUGAUUUACUUGUGUUCUGGAGACGAAGUAAAUACAAGUCUUUAAUAUGGUUCCCUGUCCUUAUCUUCAUUCACACAGAAAGUUAAAACCAGCACAUAUGGAAGAUGUAAGAGGUGGAGGAGGCUGAAACAUCACGAAACAGAGAGGCUGUAAUAUUUCAACACAGUUUCUUACCGAAGGAGGUGAUAGGGAGGAAGACAAGAAAGGAGAAAGGAAGGGAUGGUAGCAUAAUACAAAUUAAAAGAGAACAGAGUUCAGCUGCAGCGAAGAUAAUUCCCAAAUGAGCAGCAUAACUCAUUUAUGGCAAGCUUAGCCCAGACACAGGCAGGAUGAGUUUCAGGCUUCUUGUGUAGCUGUUGCAGCCACCUGUGGCUUUAAAUGCCAUGUCCAAGGUCUUGGCAUGGCCAGUUUGGGUCCCAUAUGUAUUUCAAGAUGGAGAGUUAUAUUUGGGUCCUCAGAAGCAGCCACGUUAAACAGUAGUAUUAUCUGACAUGAACAAGCUCUGGCAAUCCCAUUAUUAUGGUGGGUUGGGCAGAGAAUGGAGACAGUUUAUGCCCAGUUUAACAUUUUCAGCGUCCUCAAAAGCCACUGUAAUAUCCAGCAGCUCUCCAGCUAUGUCCUUGGCAAGGUUUGGAAAGCCCAGAGGGUUUCUGCUUCCUCACUCUGUGUUCUGGCCCAACUUUGGGGCAUUUAUUUGAGAAGCCAUUGCUAAGCUGCAAAAGCCCUCACACACGUGGAGCUCCCUCCUGUCACUUGCUGUAGCCUCUGGCAUUGACUGAAAAGCUGGGAGCAGCUCCUGUUCCGGCCUGGGGCUGAAGAUGCUGAUUUGAACGGAUCACACACUCACGAAGCACCUGAACUGCCACCCGGGGUCUACUACACCAUAGAGCAGAGCUGCUCCUGCGACCCUUGAAUGCCACCUCAUUGCCGCUGUUGACAUUGCUGCAGCUUCCUGACGCAGGAUGAGGGAUCUGUCCCCUAGGCAUGGAGGGAACAACGCUGCUCUUCAAAUCCCAAGUCAGAGGAUGGAGCAGACGAGUUCUUGAAUCCGAGUGCAAACCAGGCAGCUCUAUGGAAAACGCCUUGUACAAACACAGGGAUUUUGUAUCCGAUUGCAGACUGAGACUACUUUGACAAUAGAGUAGUGGCAUGCGCCAGCAGCUUUUGCUGAACUUUUAGGGCUAUGGCUUCUCAUGUGGAAAUGUGUGUUUUGGGGUGCUUUCUCACUGGGAUAACCCAUCCUUGUCCUGUUGGGUCUAAAUAAUUAGAAGGGGCUGAACAGCAGAGGAAGAUGAGGAAGUCCAGCAAAUAAUUCUCUCCCUCCUGCCUUCUCUCUCUUCUUCCUCCCUCCCUCUCUUUCUUUCUUCCUUUUUCCUUCUCCCUCAUCUUCAGAAGUCUCCCAGCAUUGGGAAUUUAUCUCUUGAUUAUUGUGCAGUUCUCCAGGCAUUUUCUAGAACAUGCCUACACCGCCCAGCAAGUCCAGUGAGAUGUGACAACACAUGAUCGCAACAGAAGAAAUACGGAAAGGAUGUAAGCCGGGAAGGCACUAGCUUGUUUAUAAGCCACUGCGCUGUAUCCUGUGAGUGUGAGCCGUGAGCACUGCCACUGGUGUUAUGGCCUGUAGAACAAAGCCACGUUGCUUAAUUCAGUGGCAUAAGAGGCCGGGAGAGUUUAAUUGUCUUCAGUUCCUAAAAGCAUUUUGGAAUCACCAGUUCCUUUGAUUUCUGCGUGGUAAUAUUGCACUCCUCCGUAAGUUUUCCCACAGCAGUUUGCACUCCAACUGGCAACGCGUGCAGGAUUUCAGUCCAAUUUUCAUAUGGCUCUUCCUGCCUAUCACUGUUGACACAAAGCCCUUUUUGGAAGAGAUGAAGCCAGAUUCCCUGCUGAGGAAAAUUCCCUUUGGUCUUCUGCUUCCAGCACAGCUUUGCUCUCAGAGUCUGGCCUCUACAACAGAGUCCCAGAGUCUGUGCUGUGCUACAACUUCCUAUCCCACACUCCUCUUUGCAGAUGAAAGCUCCUUCCCCUUCCCAAAGCCUUUGGGAACAUCACAUAUGACAUUUGGAUGAAGCACAACAUGCCUGUCAAGGUACAGGCAUGCUCCAGCCACGCAGCGUGGAGCCAAGCCUCUUUCAGCCACUGCCUCCUCAGAUGGGCUUGGCCAGGUCACAACGCUUGCCUGUGCCUCCUCUCUCCUGCUUGGACACCG
Chroicocephalus ridibundus (black-headed gull) is the source of this 6374-nucleotide messenger RNA. RefSeq names its product transmembrane protein 151B-like. Lineage: Eukaryota; Metazoa; Chordata; Aves; Charadriiformes; Laridae. The record is from RefSeq and is a predicted model, not a curated record. The transcript has 2 exons. Bases 278 to 1798 code for a protein of 506 amino acids.